This is a messenger RNA of Eruca vesicaria subsp. sativa (arugula), 1203 nucleotides long. Lineage: Eukaryota; Viridiplantae; Streptophyta; Magnoliopsida; Brassicales; Brassicaceae. The record is from the annotation of a GenBank genome assembly.
AUGCAGAGGGAGAUAAUGAGCAAGAAGAAGAGUAGUCAGGUUCAUUGUCUUCCCUCUGGUGAUCUCAUGACAGCUUCUACUUCCAAACGCAUCCCUGAGAUCAGAUUAUACAAAACCUGGAAGGGUAACAACAGAUUUUUCUGUGGUGGGAGGCUAAUCUUUGGUCCUGAUGUAUCAUCUCUGUUCCUAACCUCCUUCUUGAUUGGAGCUCCUGCUCUUACAUUCUGCAUAAGGAUGCUCGUCUGGAUCCGAAGAGGCGACCCUUCCUUCAACUACACCGUUCUGACUUCAGGAUUUAUCCUCACCCUCUUGGACUUUAUGUUUCUAUUGUUGACAUCAGCUAGAGAUCCAGGAAUCAUCCCUAGGAACAAAACAUCAUUGCAUCUUGAAGAUGGCUCAGAGAGUUCUUUAACACAAUCUAUGGAAUGGGUCAACAACAAAACUCCUCAUCUCAAGGUUCCUAAAACAAAAGACGUUUUCGUUAAUGGUUACACUAUCAAAGUCAAGUUCUGUGAUACUUGCUUGCUCUACCGUCCACCACGGGCGUCACACUGCUCCAUAUGUAAUAACUGUGUCCAACGCUUUGAUCAUCAUUGUCCAUGGGUUGGACAAUGCAUUGCUCGUAGAAACUACCCAUUCUUCAUCUGCUUCAUCUCAACUUCAACAUUGUUAUGCUUAUAUGUCUUUGUGUUCUCGUGGAUCAAUCUAAUCAGACAGCCUGGGAAACUAUGGAGGACAAUGUCUCAUGAUAUAGUCUCUGUCAUUCUUAUAAUCUAUACAUUUGUUGCUAUCUGGUUCGUUGGUGGCCUAACCAUUUUCCACUUCUAUCUAAUGUCAACAAAUCAGACAACUUAUGAGAAUUUCAGGUACCGUUAUGAUAAGAAAGAAAAUCCUUACAAGAGAGGGUUACUAAAGAACGUUAAGGAAGUGUUCUUUGCUAAGAUCCCACCUUCUCAACUAGAUCUCAGAGCAAUGGUACCAGAAGAAGAUGACUUGACAAUAGCAUCUGAGUAUCAAUCAGAGUAUAGCUCAUCUGUCAGAUAUGAUUCAGAAAUGGGAGGGAAGCUCACUAAUCGAGAUAGUCCAAAGAAGCUUCCUAUGCGCACAAGAAACUUAGAUAAUAUUGACAUUAGUGAUGACUAUGACAAAUCUCUGGCUACUAGAGAUGAUAUUGCGCUUGAUCUUUCUUCUCAUCUCAACUAG